Aureobasidium namibiae CBS 147.97 is the source of this 1245-nucleotide messenger RNA. RefSeq lists its product as uncharacterized. Bases 1 to 1245 code for a protein of 414 amino acids. The transcript has a single exon. The record is from RefSeq and is a predicted model, not a curated record. NCBI's taxonomy places the organism in Eukaryota, Fungi, Ascomycota, Dothideomycetes, Dothideales, Saccotheciaceae.
AUGUACGCCGCUAGACCAAUUGCCCGCUCUUCUGUCCCCAGAGCUCUUCGCUCAGCGAGAGUUCCCCGCAACACCCAGACUCGUUUCCAGUCCUCCUCCACUGGCUCAUCCACUGGUUCAUCGACUGGCAGCAACUCUCAUGUCGUUACUGGACUUGCCAGCGGUACUGCCGUUGCCGUCGUCGGCUACACCAUCUACGCCCUGAGCCCUGCUGGUCGCAUGUCCAGAAAGGUCAACAGCGCCGCCAAGGAUGCUGCUCUUUACUACAAUGAUAUGAGCAACAAGAUUCAAGCAAACACUCCUGAUGCCGACGAGGCCAUCAACUACGUCAAGGAGUUCGCCUACUCUUACGUCGCCUGGAUUCCCGGCGGUCGCAAGUACAUCGACACUGCCUUCAAGGAUCUCGAUACUCUUCGUCAGAACCACAAGGACGACGUCGACAAGAUCAUCAGAGAGACCUACAGCGACUUCCAGGACGUCUCCAAGACUGGCCUGAGCAAAGACAGCUUGAACAAGGCCAUGGAGGCUCUCAGCAACCUCUCCCAGAAGAUCGGUGCUCUGGCUGCCGAUGCCGCUCAAGACCUUAUGGACAACCACCCCCAACUCAAGGAGUCGGUUGGCCCUAGAAUUGAGCAGCUCAAGUCCAUGGGUGAUCAGUACGGCCCCGAGGUCAAGCAAGAGGUCGACAGAACCUGGGACCAGGUCAAGGAGAUCAUGGCUGGUGGUAUCAGCGCUACCAACAUCAACAAGGCUCGCAAGAUUGUCGAGGAGAAGGUCGAGCAGGUCAAGAAGCUCGGCGACCAAGCCUGGUCGAAGGGUCUCGAGCAGGCCAAGCCUUACCUUGACAAGAACCCCAAGGUCAAGGAGAUCAUUGAGAACAACGCCGAUGCUCUCAAGCAAGGCAACGCCAAGGAGCUGUUCGAGAAGGUCAAGAGCAGCAUCGAGUCUGGCAACACUGGCGAUCUCGAGGGUUACGUCAACUCAGCCGUCGACAAGGCCAAGUCCAAGGGCUCUGAGAUGAGCUCCAAGUGGGGCUUCGGUGGCAUGGAUCAGUACCUCAAGAUGAUCCCCAACGGCGGCGAGAUCUUGCCCAAGCUCCAACAACUCAGAGAGGUUGCUGAGAAGCACAAGUCUGAGGGCGAGAAGCUCCUGAAGGAGACCAUGGAGGAGCUCCAGAAGGUUCUCGAGAAGCAGUCCAACAAGGCCCAAGAUAUUGUCGAGAAGGCCAAGAAGGAUGCUAAGUAA